AUGAUGAGGAUGAAUAAUCUGAUUCUGAUUGAAGUUGUUUUACUCUUUGUUACGGUGGACCUUCUUCUUGUUUGUGCUACUGCAGCAGGAGGAGUGGUGAAGUGCGCAGAGCAGGAGAGGCAAGCACUGCUGCAUUUCAAGGCCGCCAUGGUUGAUGACUACGGCAUUCUCUCUUCGUGGAAGGGUCGUGAUUGCUGCCAUUGGAACGGUGUUCGCUGCAGCAACCUCACUUCCCAUGUAAUCAGUCUCGACCUUCACGGUGACGUCAUCCAAAAUGAAUAUACCUAUGUAGAACGAUUUUUGAGAGGUAAGAUUCCCAGCUCGUUAGUGGAAUUGCAGCACCUCAGGUACUUGAACCUCAGUUUCAAUUAUUUUGGAGAUUACCAUAUCCCUGAAUUCUUUGGUAACCUCACCAGCUUGAGGUAUCUUGAUUUGUCAUUUUGUCACUUUGGUGGAAGAAUUCCAACUCAAUUUGGAUCUCUUCCUCAUUUAACAUACUUGAAUCUUAAUAGGAAUGAAUUAGAGGGUUCAAUUCCUUAUCAACUUGGAAAUCUGUCCAAGUUGCAGUAUCUUGAUCUCUGGGGAAACGCUUUACAACGGAAAAUGCUUUACAAGGAAUAA
This is a messenger RNA of Arachis duranensis, 621 nucleotides long. Its product is annotated as receptor-like protein 34. Lineage: Eukaryota; Viridiplantae; Streptophyta; Magnoliopsida; Fabales; Fabaceae. The record is from RefSeq and is a predicted model, not a curated record. The transcript has a single exon. Bases 1 to 621 code for a protein of 206 amino acids. Gene Ontology annotation, molecular function: protein binding.